Molecule: messenger RNA, 2361 nt
Organism: Melanotaenia boesemani (Boeseman's rainbowfish)
Lineage: Eukaryota; Metazoa; Chordata; Actinopteri; Atheriniformes; Melanotaeniidae
Gene: klhl36
Product: kelch-like family member 36
Exons: 9
Coding region: 264-2120 (618 amino acids)
Molecular function (GO): cullin family protein binding
Source: RefSeq, a predicted model, not a curated record
UGUUUAGCAUGUAGCCAAGCUAGCUAGCAUAUGCUACCUGGUUUAACUGUUCCUACAGUGUAGAACUGUGUUAAUGGUGUUAUAAAGCUGUAAGAAGGGUGUUAUUAGAAAGAAGAGUUUAUAUUUAGCUGUGCUGUGUGUGGCGCAUUUAAUGUUUUUAAUGGGCUCUGUGUCUUCUUAUAAAAGCGCUAAUCUGCGGUAAAAAGACGAUGUUUGCGGUUAAAGCCCGUGUCCUCUGAUCCUCCACAUAUGAUGCCAGCCUGAUGGACAUCAUGGACAAACCGACCCGGAUGUGUCGACCCCAGAAGAUCAGCGAAUCCUCCAAAAUCUUCUGCUCGGUGGACCAGGCCGUGGAGCUGCUGCAGGGCUUCAAUGAGCAGCGGCAGCGUGGCCAGUUUUGUGAUGUGGUGCUGAUCGCUGACGACCAGCGAGUCCCAGCCCACCGAGCGCUGCUGGCUGUCUCCAGUUCCUACUUCCAGGCUAUGUUCUCUUUGGGCAUGAGGGAGGAGAAGCAGCAGGAGGUGGAGCUUGUUGGGAUGCCCUACGUUGGUCUGAAGGCCGUGGUGGACUUCCUGUACUGUGGUGAGCUGUUGCUGGAUGGAGGAAACAUUGACUAUGUGCUGGAAGCUUCACACCUGCUGCAGGUGUGGCGGGCGGUGGAUUUCUGCUGCCAGUACCUGGAGCAGGAAGUGAGUGAGGACAACUACCUGUACCUUCAGGAACUGGCUCAGCUCUACAGUCUGGAGCGACUCGACGUCUUCAUCGACCACUUCAUCCUCACGCGCUUCGCAACACUGUCUUUCACCCCCGACUUCCUGCGAAACAUUCCUGUCCACAAGCUCACCUGCUACCUCUCCAGUGGCCAGGUUCAGCAUGACAGUGAGCAGGCGCUCCUGCAGGCCUCCCUGCAGUGGCUCAGCCAGAGCCCCGAGCGGACUGUCCAGGCCAGCCAGCUCCUGUCCCACAUCAGAUUUCCCCUGAUGCCGGUGGGGGACCUUGUAAGCCGGGUGUUGCCAGCUGUGCAAGCCCUGCUGCCAGAGGAGGCGUGCUGCAAAGUCCUAGUGGAGGAGGCGCUGCGGUACCAUGCGAGGCUGAGCGCUCAGCCAUUACUGCAGACUGGAAGGACCGCGCUGAGGGGAGGAGUGGGGCGGCUGCUGCUCAUUGGAGGAGAGGUGUUCGAGCACGGAGAGGAGCUGAGUGCCAACGUUUGCCGGCUGGAUGGUGAGACAGGAAGCUGGGAGGUGGAGACUGAACUGCCAGCCCAGCGGAGCCACCACUGCCUGGCGGUGCUGGGGGGCUUCAUCUUCGCUGCUGGGGGCAGUUCGUCCAGGGACAACGGAGGAGACGCCGCCUGUAACUUGCUGUACAGAUACGACCCACGUCACAACCAGUGGACCAGGGGGGCUCCAAUGAACCAGCAGAGAGUGGACUUCUACCUGGGGGCAGUGGGGGAGUGUCUAAUCGCCGUGGGAGGGAGGAAUGACACCGGAGCCUUGUCUUCUGUGGAGGUUUACUGUCCCGCCGAGGACUGCUGGUCCUACGUAGCAGGACUGCCCAGGUUCACCUAUGGCCACGCUGGGACUGUCCACCACGGCGUCGUGUACAUCUCAGGUGGUCACGACUAUCAGAUCGGUCCAUACCGCCAAGACGUCCUGAGCUAUGAUCCGUCGAGGGAAGGCGAUGUGUGGGUGGAGUGCCAGGCCAUGUCCCUGGCCCGGGGCUGGCACUGCAUGGCCUCCCUGAACCACCUCAUCUAUGCCAUUGGAGGCAGCGAUGAUCACGCCGACACAACCGAGCGAUUCGACAUCCUGCAGGUGGAGUCCUACGAUCCACGCUGUGGUCAGUGGACUCAGGUGGCGCCGCUGCUUCUGCCCAACAGCGAGGCUGGCCUGGCUGUCUGGGCAGGGAGGAUCUAUGUGCUCGGGGGCUACAGCUGGGAGAGCAUGGCGUUCUCCAGAGUCACGCAGAUAUUUGACCCUGAGAUCGGCUCGUGGUCCAGAGGGCCUGAUCUACCCAGACGCAUUGCAGGAGCAUCAGCUUGUGUGUGCACCGUUAAGCCCUCACCACAGUCAGACUCACCAGAGAAGAAGAAAAUGGGGUGGGGUUUGACAGGAAGAUAACAGCAACAGAACAGACUCGUACUAUUUAUUUAAAUGUCAUUAUUCUGUUCGGUCUCCUACAGGGCAGGCAGAGGGAUGGCGGAGAGACGAUGGGCAAUAACACCCGCAGAAAUGAACUUUUUUCCUUUUGAAAAGGCGUUUAUAAACUACUGAAGAUAGAAAUUCUUUGUGCAGCUUCUCUGCUUUAUGCACGUUUCAUAAAAUCCCAACAUGCAUGAAUAAUAAACCAGCAUUAUCAAGA